UGAAGUGAUAUAUCACUCUUGUCAUGAACACUAUUGGAGAAAGAUCAGCGCGAGUGUCUCCUAAACCGUUGUCCCUGGCGAACACUCAAGUGUCAACAAGUCUGUUGUAAGAUGGCAGUUGCCUGGAUUGGGGAACUUUGACUACAUGAUGUUGACAACUUAUAGUAAAACAAGUGCCUGAAAUCUAAACCUUCUUUUGUGAGGGUUUGAUUUUAGGAUUUCGGGAGGCAAUGUCAGUACUUAGUUCUCUAGCAAAGGGCUACGGGUCGUGGAAUGGGGACAUUGAUCUGACCCUUGCAAAAGAAAAUACGAAUGUCUUCCCCCAAACAGCACAAUCCACUCGACCACAUCGUCAUGGCAUUACUGUUUCUCCUCGAGGACCGAGCUCUGUUCCCACUACAGCAAACUAUGGAAUCAGAUUCCAAAACUCUGAUGGGAAACUGGACCUUCCCAAAACCUUUCUGACUCGGAAAGGGGCACUGUUGCUGUUCACAGCUCCGGAUGAUACGGAAAAUACAAAUGUUCCAAGUCAGAAGUUUCGCAGAAAACGGAAAGGGAAACAGCUGAUUGACCUGAGUUUGAAACUUGGAACUCUAGACAGGCUGUGCAAGUCUGUGCUUCAGUAUGGAGGCGAGGAAUAUGACAGAGAGAAUUCCAGUGUAUCAGAUCCUCGCAAUAAAACAUUCUUGAAGUUCGUGCAUCAGACUCCUGAACCAGAAGAUGUUGAGGUUGAUGCUCAUUCUCAACCCGGAGCGGAUCUGGAUUUCUAUCUCCGUGAUCUAAAGUCUCGGUCCAGUAGUCGCCAGUAUGCCCUAGGUGACUCUGAGUCUGUGUCAAGGUCACCUGAACUGCGUGAGAUUUUACGAGAUUUGGAUGGAGCAUUUCCACGGUCAAUUGGUGGUAGAUCUGUGACUUCUUCUGAUUUCACAGAAUCAAAAAGUGGAACUCCCAAGCAGCGUGUCCUGUCCAGCAAGAAGCUGACUGCAUCCCUGAAGUCCUCCACCUACCUUGGUCGACCUGCGUCUGCUGUGUCAGCAUCAGCAUCUGUGAUAUCGGAACCAGCUGUCAAUCUGCCCCGAAUUGCAUCUGAAUCCAGCAUCAGGUCAAGGUCAUCCACAAAAUCAGGGCUGUGGGUUCAAGAGGAAGAAGGUGAUCAGGGAUCAGCUAAGGGGUCAUCCGGUCGGUCAAACAGUGGCAGGACUCGCAGUACUAGGUCUCACAGUUCAAGGUCACGCAGUGCCAGGUCUCGUCCCAGUAGAGAGGCUACCCCUGUCAGUGACAAUGUGCCAGGCAGGAAGAGGCAGGUGCUGCCCGAGCAGGAGGAGGGGAUGGGUGAGGCCACAUCGGCAGCAGAUGAGCAGGAGAUUCUCUUACUCUCAGAUGCUGAGGAGGAGGCAGAGGAAGCAGGUUCUGGAGGAGAGGCUGACCAGUGGCCGGCUAUGGAAGAGGAUGGACAGAAAGGCAGUGGGUCUCCGGGAGCAGAUGUUCAGGCAGCUGCACAGUCUCUGAUGCCACAGUAUAAAGAUGCUGAGGAGGCAGGUUCUGGAGGAGAGUCUGACAAGUGGGCAGCCAUGGAGGAGGACAGACAGAAAGGCAGUGGGUCUCCUGGUGCAGAGGUUCAGGCAGUCACACAACCUCUGAUGCCGCAGUAUAAAGCAACUAAACUAGCGGGAGAUGCUGACAUGGUGAUUGACACCGCAGAGUCGGAUGCGGAAGAGGAGGCGGCAGCGGUGGAGAACGUCACUGGAGGCCACCUCACUGAUGCCAGUCAGGCUGCAGAUGACGUUGCACUGACCACAGAUGUCACUGAAGAAACACAUAUCACAUCCUCCCCCACCCAUCACCCUCCCCCAUCUCCACCACCAUCACACACAGACCUCCCUGCAGCCUCAGUACCACAAGAGAGGAAGCCUGAUUAUAUUCCAGCUGUGGAUGCCGAAGCUCAUAAUGUUGGUGUUGACAAUGUUGGCCCCCUUGGUGUUGAUCUUGAUGCAGAGAUCUCUAAGUUACCAGUAGAUGGUUGCACGUCUGAUACUAAGGGUGAAUGUUCAAAAGAUGGAAUUUCCCCUGAUGAAGGAAUUCUUGAUAAUGUAUCAUCAAAGUCUAAACAAGGGUCAAGGCCACAGUCUGCUGUUUCCUACCCUGGGUCAAAGGUUGACUCACAGCCUGGAUCUAAUGUUGGUUCUGAUGUAGAACAAAGGGAUUCAGAUGAUUUGAAGAACUUAAAUCCAUCUGAAGAUGAUAAUGCUACUGGUUCUCUAGAGAAAAUGUCACAAAUGAUGCAAGAUUCACACCAGCAUGACCAACAUUCAAGGUCAGGAUCACAUGAUGGGUCAGAGCAAGGGGCAAAGUUGACAUCUAGGUCAGGGUCACAAUCUGGGUCAAGGUCAGAAUCCAUCUCUGGAGAGAAAGUAGAACCUACCAAGGAAGUUGAGUUUCAGGAUAAAGACGAUGUGUUGAUGACAGAGAGACUUAUACCUGACCAUGACAUGCAACUAGAAGGGGAGACAACUCAAGAUGUCCUAGAAGAUAAGCAAACAAUGGAACUAAAGGAAAAAAUGGAACUUGAGGAGCUGGAAGGUGAAGCGGUGCCAUUCACAGAUGCUAGAGACAGUGAGGUGACAAGUGGGUCUUGCACACCAUCCAUUAUUGAUGUUGUAUCAGAGGCAAACAAAGAUAUCGGCGACGAAGACCAUGUUUCACCAGAUGAUAGUGCUGGCCGAGAUCACCAGCCGGAUCCUGACCCCUUUCAGGAUGGUGACCUUGUUACUGAUCCUGCCCUCAUUGCUGAUGGAGGUGAUGGUGACGGCGAUGGUGAUGGCGAUGGUGACAGAGGUGUUGACAGGGAUGUUGUACCACCUAGCCCUGUUACUACUCAAGCAUCGGAUGAGGAUGUUGAAGUCACUGCUGUUGCUACACAGGGUGAGGUGGAGGAGGGUGGAGGGUCACUGCUGGGGAAGGAUGAGGAAGCAUCAGCAGGAGGUGCUGAAGCAGGACCUGAGGGGGAGGACUCUCCUCCUGGACAGAUGUUGGAGGGAGAGGAGAGCCAAGCACCUGCAUCCCCAGUCAAGGAGAAGAGCAAGGUCACAUUCAAUGAGGAGGUAACAACUCAGAUUGUUCCUGAAACCCCACCCCAGACCAAGAGACAACCUCAACCUCCAAAGGCUAAGCCUCCCACAAAACCAGUUUCGAAGACAAGGACUCCAGCAAAGGGAGGCAAUCAGAAAGAUGUAAAGGCUGAAACCAGGAAGUUUGUUAAAGUAAUGGACAUCACCUCAGUUCAACCCGAGACUGACAAACAGGAAGUUGAGAAAGAUGUCCCAGCAGCUCCAGUGAAGAAGGCUAGAGUCAAGAAGCCACCUGCUCGACAUGUAGAGACUAAGUCGGACAAGACCAAGUCGUCGGUGUUGCCAGCUCACAUGGAGGAGUUUCUGGGACGCCGUAGCACAUCUAAAUCUCAAGAGGAACUGGAGGAUGAGAUUGCUCAGAUGAGUGUAGCUAUUGAGGACACGCUGGCCGGACCUACUCUGGCUGUGGAUGCUGGGGAGGGGCUGACGGCAGAGGAGCUGACAUUGGCACAGGAGGCACUGCUGGAGAGAGUGAAGGAGGCAGAGUCUAAGAUUGACAAUGUAACCACAAAGACCCCAGACAAACCUAAAGUUGCUGUCAAAGCACCAGGACCCAAGUCCAAGAAGAAGAGCAAGAAGGAAACUGAUGAGGAGAAGAGGGAUCUGCAGAUGGAGAGGGCAGCCAUCAAGGAACGGAGGAUGAGGGAGAAACAGCAACGUCUACUGGAAGCAAUGGCACUGCAGGAGAAGAUCAGAGCCAGAGAGGAAGAGAGGAGGGCAAAGGAGGAGGAGGCCAAGAAGAAAGCAGAGGACCUGGCCGAGGAGAUGGAGGACCUGAGGAGAGAGGAGGAGGCGAUCCAGCAAGCGGAGGAUGAUGCUCGUCUUCAAGUAGCCAUGGUCAGGAACAUUGAACGUGAAGCUCGAGACAAAAGAAGAAGGGACGAAAUGGAGAGGAAGAAGCAAGAAGCCAUACGGAGAAGAGAGAAGGAGAAGCAAAUGAUAGAAGCAGCCCGACUGAAGGAGGCGGAGAUGCUCCAGCGUAUUGCUGACAACGAGAUGAAGAGGAGAUUGGAGGCAGAAGAGAAGCUCAAGAGAGAGGAAGAGGAGAGAGCAGCACAGGAGAAGUAUGAGGAUGAGAUGAGGCAGGCCCAGAGGGAGGCGGAGGAAGAGGAACAGAGGAUGAGGGAGCUGGAGAAGGAGGCGGAGGAGGAGGCCAUGCAGAGGUUGGUUGAGGAGAGGGAGAAUGCGAUGAGACGCAGAUGGAAACUGAAGCAACUCGCACGCCAGAUUGAAGAAGAAGAGCGGAAAAAGAGAGAUGCUAUGCUGUUGGAGGAAUAUAGACUGGCUGAGGAGAAGAGGGAGAAUGAACUUGAGGAAGAGAGGAAUAGGGAAGAAGAGAAGAAGAGGCUUGAGGAACUUCAGCGUAUGGAGGCUGAAGCGAGGGAGACCAUGAGGCAUGAGCUGGAACGUCGACGAGAGUCGGCCCUGAAACGUCGGGAAGUGAACCUAGAACGGCGGGAGAACCUGGACAACAUCCGGCACGGUCAGGGCAUCACACGGGCCUGGGUGUUCUCCUACUUCAUGGAGUGGCCGAGGGAAACUUACAACAAAUUAAUGGGUGAUGAUGAUAAAAUUUCCAAGAUGCAAGCAUUCCGUCACAAACCAAAACCCCCAGCGGAGAAAGCCCCAGCAGAGAAAUCAGCUGAAGUGCUACCCCUGAAGAAAUACCUCUAGAAGUGGAGGAGAUAGUUGAUUCACCACCUAGCUGAGAUUAGAUCCUGUAGAACUCUACCUGCAAUAGUGGUCUUUACCAAACCACAAUCUCAGUCUCUGAAGUCAUAAUGGAGUCUUGUUAUCACUGUUUCUGGUCUUCUGGUUGUGACAUGCGCAGGUCUAAACAUUGCCUUUGAUUCUUCUCGAUGAGAUGGUGUAGAUUCUGAUAACUGUUUGGGUAGAUUAUCUUUAACAGUGUCGUGGACUUCUCAUUCAGGUCUCCUGAGAUCUGGGGUGGUGGGGUAGCCUAAUGGUUAUGGCGUUGCUUCUCACGCUGAAGACCCGAGUUUGAUUCCCCACAUGGUACAAUGUGUGAUGCUUAUUUCUGGUGUCCCCCUUUGGUAUAUUGCUAAAAGCGGCAUAAAACCAUACUCACUCAUGCUUCCAUGAUCUUAGGUUUGACUUCAAGCAUUCUGAAGACUAUAUGAAAAAUUUCCGCCUUGGGGAUGUCUUUCCCUAGGUUAACGUUAUCGAUGAAGAGAGGUAAUGGUUUGUGCUAACUGCUGUCAUAUGGUCAGGUGUAUCAGCUUGAUGAAGUGGUAUUAUGCCCUGACUGAUACACGUUUUAGACGUUUUUUACACCUGCUUACAACCAAUGAUCAUAAUUAGGGUGAAUUUGGGAUUCAGACCAUGAAGUACCAGAUCCUGUCAUGCCUAAGGGAAGCAGGAACUGCUGGAAUAUGCAGAGAUAGAACAUGACACAUGAUCAAGGUCCGUGAGUGUCAGUCUCAGGUCCAUGUUAUCGUGUUAUAUUAAGUACAAUAACUAUGGUUAGGCCAGACCAAUUUUAUUUCUUGUUUUAUGGAUCCUCCGGUCAUAUUUUUUCAAGAAUAAUAAAAAAUAAAAUAAAAAUAAAUAAAUAAAA
This is a messenger RNA of Haliotis rubra (blacklip abalone), 5706 nucleotides long. Its product is annotated as apoptotic chromatin condensation inducer in the nucleus-like. NCBI's taxonomy places the organism in Eukaryota, Metazoa, Mollusca, Gastropoda, Lepetellida, Haliotidae. The record is from RefSeq and is a predicted model, not a curated record. The transcript has 25 exons. The coding region runs from base 231 to 4802 and encodes 1523 amino acids.